Messenger RNA from Daucus carota subsp. sativus, 207 nucleotides. RefSeq lists its product as uncharacterized. The transcript has a single exon. The record is from RefSeq and is a predicted model, not a curated record. Bases 1 to 207 code for a protein of 68 amino acids. NCBI's taxonomy places the organism in Eukaryota, Viridiplantae, Streptophyta, Magnoliopsida, Apiales, Apiaceae.
AUGUGUUUAAUAUUUUGUGAUGAAGAAACACGCGAGCUUGAAAGAAAACCCGCAUAUGGAAAGUGUCCACAUUGUGGUGGAAAAGUAGAGAUUUUAGAUGUGGAGACCAAAAGUCGUUGCUGUUUUUUGUUUCCCGUGUGUUUUGAGAUCAAGCGCAAGUUCCGUUGUACUAUUUGUUCCAAGCGUCUUGUUCUUAAAUACUACUAA